Messenger RNA from Penicillium paradoxum, 549 nucleotides. Its product is annotated as transcriptional regulator family TF. Bases 1 to 549 code for a protein of 182 amino acids. The record is from RefSeq and is a predicted model, not a curated record. The transcript is spliced from 2 exons. Lineage: Eukaryota; Fungi; Ascomycota; Eurotiomycetes; Eurotiales; Aspergillaceae.
AUGCGAUUUUACCUUAACACUGUUGUUUACAAACAGACAAACACCGUAAAGUUCGCUGCAACUUUGCCUCUGACAGCGAGCUGCAAAGAAUGUCUCGCCCGGGGCGUUCCAUGUCGCAGCCAGGAAUUGCCAAAGCCUGAACAUCCCCGCGAGUCGGACCGGGCGCUUCUGAACGAGCGGCUGGCACGUGUUGAGUCGCUUUUAGAGCAACUUUUGAUCCGAGUUGAGGAUGGGGGUAAACAUGAGGAACGCUCAAAAUUACCCAUCGAAAUAGAAUGUUCGACUCCCGCGACCGUGACCCCGGCUCCGGACAAUGUCCCGGUAUUGUCUCUAUUCAGCAAUGAAACGCUAGUUUUCCAAAGACCCGACGAUAGUGCAAACAAGUUUAGACCAUAUGGUUCCAUCAACCGAGACUGGGGGCGACUGCGCCAUGAUUUGUUGGUUCUGAUCCCAUCUCAGAAGACAUUGGAAAUAUUAUCGGACUUCAACAGUACCUGGUGGCUUAUGCGCAUAUACCUAGUCGAAGACUACGACAAAACGCUGGUUUGA